Molecule: messenger RNA, 666 nt
Organism: Branchiostoma belcheri (Belcher's lancelet)
Lineage: Eukaryota; Metazoa; Chordata; Leptocardii; Amphioxiformes; Branchiostomatidae
Product: sphingosine 1-phosphate receptor 1-like
Exons: 1
Biological process (GO): G protein-coupled receptor signaling pathway
Cellular component (GO): membrane
Molecular function (GO): G protein-coupled receptor activity
Source: RefSeq, a predicted model, not a curated record
AUAAGACAUCCUAUAUUUUUCCACACCCAUGCUCACAGUGCCAAACGCGACGCAGGUGUGGCCAUUGUUACUUCGUGGCUUGUUCUGACCCUGUUUGGUCUCAUGCCCAUUAUGGGUUUAAACUGUAUAGACAUGCCAAACGCAAAGUGUUUCAACCUUUUCCCUGUGCCGGUUGCUGCUCUUGCAUGCACAGUGAUUCUCCUGUUAGCCUGUGUGAUGCUGUUCACAAAUAUAAGUGUAUUCAUAGCCAUGAAAGAACGACAAAAGAGAAGGCUUGGGCAGCCAGGGGGUCAGAACAAUCCGGGACAAAACCAAGAUCAGCCUAACGAUGCAGCAGAAAGAAAAUACCAACAAAGUGUGCACAAAGCCAGGACUGUUAUGAUUCAGGUAGUAGCGGCUUUUAUCUUUUGGCUGUUCCCCCUAAUACUCAUCCCAGUGUGCCAUAUGGCUGUGGAUAACUGUCCAAUUCCAACCAGGAGCACUGGAGUACCUUUGGUGACACCAUUGCUGGUAGUUUUAAACUCGGCGAUCAACCCAGUUGCAAGUAUCAUCCGCACACCGGACUUACGACAGAGUCUCCGUCAAGAUGCUAUAGCUAUCUAUCGAACAUUUGUCACCAUGGUACGGGGGAACCGCGUGAAUCCACUGGACGAACAAACUCCCUAG